Molecule: messenger RNA, 1557 nt
Organism: Megalops cyprinoides (Indo-Pacific tarpon)
Lineage: Eukaryota; Metazoa; Chordata; Actinopteri; Elopiformes; Megalopidae
Product: syntaxin-12-like
Exons: 10
Coding region: 174-983 (269 amino acids)
Biological process (GO): vesicle-mediated transport; vesicle fusion; intracellular protein transport
Cellular component (GO): endomembrane system; postsynaptic recycling endosome; SNARE complex
Molecular function (GO): SNARE binding; SNAP receptor activity
Source: RefSeq, a predicted model, not a curated record
GUUCAUUUACAUGUUUUGGGGUUGGCCCACUUACGGAAAUACGGAGUGAAAAGAAACGGAACCCGCCUCUGACAUUUAAACUCCAAGAAAGAAGGGUCUCAGACGUUGAGCUCCUGCACCUCCCUGCUCCUCCUGACAUCAGAAGCUGGUAGAUUGACAGGGCAUAUCCAGCCAUGUCGUACGGGAAGGGAGACCACUAUGGCUCGCAGCCGCAAGACUUCAGCAGUCUUAUUCAGGCGUGCGGCUCUAACAUCCACAAAAUCACACAGAACACUGCACAGAUUAAAAGCAUGGUGAACCAGCUUGGGACGAAGCAGGACACCAGUGAGCUUCAGGACAGACUGCAGCAGCUGCAGCACUACACCAACCAACUUGCAAAGGACACCAACAGAUACCUGAAAGACCUGGGUGCUCUCCCUCCACCUUUGUCCCCUUCAGAGCAGAGGCAGCAGAAGAUCCAGAGGGACAGACUGAUGAAUAACUUCUCCACGGUGCUCAACGACUUCCAAGCUGUGCAGCGCCGCGCCGCUGACAAGGAGAAGGAGUCAGUGGCCAGGGCGAGGGCCGGGUCCCGCCUCUCGGCUGAAGACGGCACCCGUGAUGAACAGCUAGUGUCUUUUGAUAAUAAUGCUGAGGGCUGGGGCCAGUCAGUGGCUCAGACUGAGGAGGAGGCCAUAACAGAGGAGGACCUGGAGUUGAUCAAGGAAAGGGAGACCAACAUCAGACAGCUGGAGUCAGACAUCAUGGAUGUGAACCAGAUUUUCAAGGACCUGGCAGUGAUGAUCCAUGACCAAGGAGAAAUGAUCGACAGUAUUGAGGCAAAUGUGGAGAGUGCUGAGGUACAUGUUGAGCGAGGAGCGGAGCAGUUACAGAGGGCGGCCUAUUAUCAGCAAAAGUCACGAAAGAAGAUGUGCAUCCUGGCCAUGGUGCUGUCUGUGGUGAUCACCAUACUGGCCAUCAUUAUUUGGCAGGCGUCUAAAUGAGGAAGACUGCUAUCCCAUCAGGCUUUUAUAGUCCCUUCAUCUUGUUGGGAAAAAGGGGGUCAGAGGGAACCAUUUUAGGGGUGCACUCUGACUGAGGUUUGUGUGUGAGUAUAUGUGUGUGGGGGUGGGGGGGGUGUCAUCUUAUGAAGCCAGCCUUUUCAUAAGAUACAGAAGUAGUAUUCAUGAGCAAAUGAAGAAGGAUAAAAAUGCUGGGGGAAAAAUGAGAUUGACUGACUGUAAUCAAUCGAAUAUUCCGUUAAAAUUUUUGUACUAUUCACUGCACUAACACUGACACUACUGUAUUUUGAAGGAUGAAAUUAUUAUUGUUGCUAUUACUGUUGUAAUCAUUGUAAAGAAUACUCAUGUAAGUAUGUGUAUAAUUUUUAUGCAAUGCUGCAUAGCUUAACAUUUAUGUAAAUUCCAUAAAUGGAUGGGUUCAGAGCGUUGUUUAUUUUUGAUGUUUUAGCAUCAUGUUCAACUCACUGACCAAACCAGUCCGCAUUUCAACACUGCAUCAGAGUUUGUGCCAUUGAACCCUACAGCACGUGGUUAUAAAUUGUUUAUAAAAUGUGAU